Molecule: messenger RNA, 661 nt
Organism: Lonchura striata (white-rumped munia)
Lineage: Eukaryota; Metazoa; Chordata; Aves; Passeriformes; Estrildidae
Source: RefSeq, a predicted model, not a curated record
CGCAGCGAUGGCGGCGCGGCGGUGACGUCACGCAGCGAUGGCGGCGCCGCGGGUGUCGCUGGGGGCGCUGAAGGAGCCGCUGGGGCUGAGCCGCGGCCUGCAGUGGUUUUUCUCCAUCUUCGCUUUCGCCACCUGCGGCGGCUUCGAGGGCUCCGUCACCUUCAGCCUCAGCUGCCCGGGGCUGGAGAACGGCUCCGUCAGCGCCGACUUCGGCUACCCCUUCCGGCUGAACCAGGCGGUGUUCCGGCCCUCGCUGACUCACCUGUGCAACCACACCUGGCCCAGGGACGUUCACCUGCGCGGCGACUUCUCGGGCGCCGCCCGCGCCUUCGUGGGCGUGGCCGUGGCCGCCUUCCUCUACAGCCUGGGCGCGCUGGGCACCUACCUGGGCUACCUGCACCUGUACAGGUGUGCGGGGUCCCGCCUGCCCACCCUGGGGGGAAAUCGAAUGGGGAAACUGAGGCACGGCCGGGAAAAGGUGAAUUUAGGGGGGAAAUCGAGCAGGGAAACUGAGGCACGGCCCCCCCCGCCACCCCCAUUUCCCUUCCAGGCCUUCGGCUUCCUCAACCUCCUGCUCUGGGCCGGCGGCUGCUGGUUCGUCUACAAGGAGACGCCGCUGCACCGCCCGGCCCCGCCCCCGUCUGACCCCGCCCCCAUCUGA